CUACUAUUGAUAUCAUCAGUGUUCAUCGCAACGUAAAAUGACCAAAUAAGUUGGGUAAUUAUAGUUGUGCUUCGUGCAUUAAAGAAAUAACAAUUCCAUAACUCGCAUAACCUUUAUUGGAUCUUUUCUUUUUCUGCUUUUUUGUUUUGUUCUUUCAGGAACGAAGGGAGCCAAAAGCAAGCGUUGACAAGUCGAAGGAAAACCCAGACUGUGAAAGCGAGCAUCAAGUAAGUUACGGCGGUGCUUAACAUCCGGCUUAUGUCAACAGAGACUUGUUGAUACUUCAUUUCUGGCACGGGCAGGAAUAGUUCCUGAAACAGAGGUAAUGCAGCAGAAAUAAUGAUGAAUAGAAACGAUUGCGGUGCAGAUUGCAGGAUACUGGGCUCACCACAGCAAUACACUAACGUACCUGAUCCUGAUGAAGAUGGAAGCAGCACACCGAAAGAUAUGGAGUCCGAAACAGCCAUGUUUGAGAGGCCAGUCGUUGAGCAAGAUAUUAAACCUCAAACCGAACCACCAGAACGAGAGCCACCUAUGUUGCUAGUACAUAUGGUUGAUGAAGGCGCUAAACAAAAUCCUCAACCAACAGAGACAGAACGACCAAUGUUGUUACUACAGAGUGUUGGUGAAGGUACUAAACAUCAGCCUGGUACGACAGAGGGAGAACCAAACAUUUUAGUCUUGAAACAAGUCGGAGAUGUUACUAAUCAUGAGCCUGGGCCAACAGAGGGUGGAAACAAUAUGGAACCAAGUAUCAUGUUGUUAAAACCAGUUGGAGAAGGUUCGAGCUGUGAAAGAAAAAAUGAAAUAUCGGAAUCAGCAACUCCAGAAGAGUGUGCCAAUGAGGGGAGAAACGAAGGGUCAGAAGAAAACGCCGGCGAAACGAAAAAAGAAGAAACACAACCGACUAUGAUGUUUGUUCGAACCGUUCCAAAUGAUAACGCAGGUGAAACGAAAAAAGAAGAAACACAGCCGACUAUGAUGUUGGUUCGAACCGUUUCGAAUGAUAACGCAGGUGAAACGAAAAAAGAAGAUACAAUGAUGUUAGUCCACGCUAUUCCAACAGAGUCCUGCUGCGGAAAGAAACUUUUAUCAACACAACCAGCUCUGAUGAUCUUACCACAUCCAAAAGAAGAAAGAAGUAAUGAAAAUGCAGCGACCGAACCGAUGAUACUCAUACCAACUCGUGUUGACCAUACUCAGGACGAAAAGGAGAACGAGAUAGAGGAAGAGACCUUAGAGAAGGAAGAAGCCAAAGCAGAAGAAGAGGAUUCGUCGAUGGACGUAUGCAGAUGUUCUGAAAACGAACUGUUACAAGACAAUAACCACAUAAAGAAAGAUCUGAAUUGUCACUGCUUCAAGAAAAAAAAUAACAGUUUGGGACAAGGUUUAGAAAUAGGUGUAAUCAAAAACGAUAAUUCCUUAAAACUCGAAGAUCAUCAUACCCCAGAAGUGAAAAAACAGAAUUGGAAACGAGCGAUAAACAUCAGACAGAGGUUACCGACGUUAGAAGAUAAAUUGUUGGCAAUGGAUUAUGUCACGAUUUUGGACAAAGCAAUGGGAUAUCCAUACACGAAGAAUCCAGAUUUUGAAGUUGACGAACCAUACAACAGUCCCUGGAGGAGAUAUACACUGCAAUCUAUGGAGCCAUCUCGUCUAUGUCAGACUUAUUAUAGUUGAUUCUAGAACAGCAGUCUGAUAUAGUUUAUAAUUAUUA
This is a messenger RNA of Nezara viridula (southern green stink bug), 1717 nucleotides long. Lineage: Eukaryota; Metazoa; Arthropoda; Insecta; Hemiptera; Pentatomidae. The record is from the annotation of a GenBank genome assembly.